AUGGAUAUGAAUCGUGGAUAUGCAUUUCCUGGUGAGGUGCUGGAGCGAAGACACUCUGAUACGUGCAUUCCGCAACAACCACCCGUGAACAUGCCGAUCUCUCCUAAACCACCUCAUACCCCGGAAUACACACAUCCACACUUCGCCAUGAUAUACCUCGACCACAACGGUCAAUGGCAACUGCAAGCCUCGCCCUCAAUUGCAGGCUGCGAAGGCGCUAUUUUCACACCAGAUGUUACAAACAAAUUCAUAGAAAUGACUGGCCAGACCCCACAGACCAAUCCGCAGUUCACAAACCCAAGCCAAGCACCCCACUCCCCUUGGGACGAGCAACCAUCUUCGGAAUGGGGGCAAACCGGUCUGGCGAGACCGGCCGAGAUGAUUCCGUUCCAAUGGUCUUCGCAGCAAAGCCGGAAAAAGUCAAAGCGAUCCGGCGGUAUGUCCAAGUCUCGACCUAAAUCUAGCUCGCCGCCGCCUGCCACACCUCCACCUGGGCGGACUGUCCUUCGCGUCGGUAACCGGGCGCUACUGCGGCGGUACUACGAGAAGGCGUUCGAGGAUUUCCAGCAGCUCAACUGCCGCGCUAUUGCAAAAUCCUAUAUUAAGCUUGUCGAGCCGAGGAAGCAGGUCCAUUACCCGUACAACGGACGCAGGGUUAUUGCCGGCGUCUCACAGCGUGUCGACCCGGAGUUCACCAAGCCUGCAUGGUGGCCUGCUGGUGUCUUACACAAGGAGCCUGAUCAUCUGCUCAAGCCUGAUCGACUGCGACUUCUUGUUCAUAUCCUCUGUGAACUAAAGGAUAGCCACGGAGUCACAACAGGUAAGCUGCGAGACGCUGGCCAAGACGUGAGACGCCAGAUUACCCCUGCCCACCGGCUGCAGGUUCUAGACGAGAUCUAUUUUGUGCGCCAAAUGGAAGAACAGUUUUUGGAUGGCGAAAUCGGUAUGUGUCACACUGCCCUCACACAAGGCCUAAUCAGUUCCACUAACCAUGUCGGUAUUCUUGUUCCUAUAGACGCCAGUACCUUGAUUCAGGUAACACAGACACAUCUACCAGAAGCAAUCUUCCCAGACAGUAAUGAACUAUCAUCCCGUGCACACGCAGCGCCAGUGACAGCUUCUGUGGUCGAGGCCGAACACGACAUGCACGAUGCAGAUGAUAAUCCCAGCAUUCCCACGCUAGAAGAAGAUGACUCAAAGCUACACCACUCUAGUCUGCCACUCUCACCCACCACUAGCGAGUCAAGUGGCCCACAAAGCCCAACAGGCAGUUUCGGCUAUCCAAUGGGCAUAGCACCAUCAGUGCAUGUAAUACCCCCUCUCGAGUCCCCAAAUGUCACAAAAUCUAUGCAUCCGGACCCGAGUUAUCUCUCUGGAUACUACUCACAGCCGUUUGUGUCUGAUAAAGGGCCCGGGUUCUGGCCACAUGCCAACCCUGCGUCGCAGUUUGGAUAUUGA
Penicillium egyptiacum is the source of this 1458-nucleotide messenger RNA. The record is from the annotation of a GenBank genome assembly. Lineage: Eukaryota; Fungi; Ascomycota; Eurotiomycetes; Eurotiales; Aspergillaceae.